CAUGCAGCUCCACCCACCUGUAGAUAAAAGCCAAACCCUCACCAGUGCUGCUGUUCAGCGUCUGUCACAAACUCCUUAAAAGCUCAGUGAUACCGCAGCAGCAGCAGCACACACAAAGAAAAUGGUGGCUGUACCCCUCCAUUCUUUCUAUCUUCUCAUCACAGUGUUACAGCUAUGUUUACUAUACCUCGCUCAUGGUGGGGUGUAUUAUGGACAUAAACAGCCACCCCAACAGUCCCAGCCAUUGCCACAAUAUGAUGCAUAUCCACAGCAACAGUUUCUGGAGAAUGAGAUGCCAAUACUUCCUCAGUAUGGACAAGAGUUUCCUCAACCGCCAUUGCACAUGGGCAAAGAGAGACCACUGACAGAUGGCAAAGGACAAACCUUUCCCAGAGGAGCUAAAGGUCCACGCCCUCCUGUUCCAGGGGUAAAAGGUCUCCCAAAGGGACUGCAAGGAAUUCAAGGUCCCCCAGGGCCAACAGGACCACCAGGACCACAAGGCCCUCCUGGGCUUCCAGGUCAGGGAUUGCCAGGUUUACCAGGAAAGCCAGGCCCUCCUGGUCCUUCUGGCUACCCAGGAGUUGGAAAACCCGGUAUGCCAGGAUUGCCAGGAAAACCUGGAGGACCUGGAUUACCAGGAUCAAAAGGUGAUCUUGGUCCUAAUGGUGAUGUAGGUGUAACUGGACCUCCUGGGCCUCCAGGACUUCCAGGUCCCUCAGGACUCCCUGGGAUUCCAAAAGCAGGAGAUCAGGGACUUCCAGGACAGCGAGGUCCUCUAGGGGAGCCUGGCCAAAAAGGUCUGCCUGGGCUUCCUGGUCCUCCAGGCCCCAAAGGAGACAAAGGACUUGGUAUACCUGGUUUUCCAGGCUUGAAAGGGCCUGGUGGACCACCAGGUCCACCUGGACAGGUGGGCAUUGCUGGCAUUGGUAAACCUGGUAUGAAUGGUCUUCCUGGGCAACCAGGAAUACCAGGAAAGCCUGGUUCUCCUGGAGAACCAGGACUGGCAGGGGCACCUGGUGAAAGAGGCCAACCAGGUGUACCAGGUGUACCAGGAAUUGGAAAACCAGGAAAAGAUGGUUUCAGUGGGCAACCGGGGGUAUCUGGAGGGAAGGGGGAACCAGGUCUCCCUGGUUUACCAGGGAACCCAGGCUUGCCAGGUUAUGGUACACCUGGGUUUCCAGGACCUAAGGGUCAUAAGGGACAUGCUGGUCUUCCUGGAGCACCAGGUCCAAAAGGUGAUAAAGGUCACCCAGGUCUCACAGGUGUCAUUGGUCCCACUGGUUCAAGUGGAAUACCUGGCCCACCAGGUCCAAUAGGCCUUCCUGGUAGUCUUGGCUUCCCAGGAUUAAAAGGAGAUGAUGGUGUCAUAGGGCCAAGAGGAAAUCCAGGAGUAAAGGGUCAGACAGGUCCUCCAGGGCUUCCCGGACAGCCUGGUAGAUCAGGAGAGGGUGGACAACCAGGACCAAGAGGCUUACAAGGGCCCAUUGGCCCAAAAGGAGAAGCUGGUGUUAGGGGUUUACCUGGUGCCCCUGGUGCUGCAGGAUUAACAGGAACAAGAGGAGAAGGGGGACAGGCUGGAGAGAAAGGCCCCCAGGGGCCACAAGGUAUUCCAGGGCUUACAGGACCAGGGGGCCCAAUUGGACCCCCUGGGCUUCCUGGACGAAAAGGCGAUGCAGGCUUACCAGGUAAACCUGGCUAUCCUGGUGAGGGAACCCCAGGACCCCCAGGUCUUGUUGGUCCACAAGGUAACCCCGGUCCCAGUGGUCCUCCUGGAUUUCCAGGGCAACCGGGACAACCUGGACCCCCUGGACCUCCUGGACAACCUGCUACAUUUCCUGACCUUGGACAGAUCCUUCCUAUGACUGGCCCAUACAGUGGCCAAAAACAAGGUUACAAGAACCCAAAUGGAGGUGAGAUUGGUGGAAAUGGCCCUGAGCUGCCUGCAUUCACAGCUAAACUCACAAAUCCAUUCCCCCCUGUGGGUUCCCCUGUCAUCUUUGACAAACUCUUGCACAAUGGCAAUCAGGACUACAGUCCCCAGAAUGGUGUUUUUACCUGUAGCAUACCAGGGAUCUACUACUUUUCUUACAACGUACACUGCAAAGGAGGUAAUGUGUGGGUGGCACUGAUGAAGAAUAAUGAGCCAGUUAUGUACACUUAUGAUGAGUAUAAAAAGGGAUUGCUAGAUCAGGCUUCAGGGAGUGCAGUACUCCCAUUAAGAAAAGGAGACACUGUGCAUAUACAGCUACCAUCGGAGCAGGCAGCAGGACUUUAUGCUGGUCAGUAUGUCCACUCCACAUUUUCUGGAUACCUACUGUACAUUAUGUAAUAAAUUAUAAUAAAGGUGAGAAUAAUAGCACAGAUCUGACCAUAAUGUAAGUAAAACUACUUCAGUCACAAGGUACAAUGUAGGUCAAGUUAAACGGGUUACAUCGAGAAUUGGGAAGAUCUUCUUUAGUUCUUACUGUAGUUAUUACUAUUAUUAUUAUAAUUAUUAUUAUAACAACACUAUAUGUACCACAACUGUAUUUACUUACAAAUAAAUAUCAGAAAGGGAAGUUAUAAAACCAUGGCCAAAAUUUGUAUAUAAAUGUUAUGAUAAAUCACUUGGCUUUUAGCCAUUCCAUUGUCUUAAUUACACAUAUAUUCUUAUAUUCAUCUACAGACAGUAUAUCAUGGCUUCUGAUAACUCCUCAUACAGUGCAGAUUUACAGUAUAUCUUCUUUUUAUUCACUUGACAGGACAGCAGUUUCUGUUCUACAAUUAUAAACCGCAUACUGGGCAUGUACGAACCUAUCACUUUAUUUUUCUUAGUUAUAAAUUACAGUUGGGUUAUGUAUUAGGGUUCAUCAUGUAAUUAUUAAAUUAUUGUUAGACUUUUUUUUGUUUUUUGUAAUGUUGAAUUUUUUAAUAUGAAAAGAUAUUCAUAUGCAUUUUACCACACGUAUUCACUUAACAAUAACAUAACCAUUGGCUAUUUUAUUAAAUGUCACACCAGUCCACACAGUCCAUAACAGAACAGCAAAAAAAAAUACACGUUUAUUUUGUCCACAGUAGCUUGAUUUUUCCCUUUGAUGUCCUAGUGUUUUUUUAUUUGUAAUAAAUAUAAACUGAAAGGUACGUGUGAGUUUGUCAGUAUUCUCUGUAAUUUAUUUGUUUGACUACUGAUUACUUGGAUUUGUCUUGUGUGUUGAACACUAAAUGGAGAAUUCAUUCCUAAAUGCAGGACACAUAAAAUAGCAAUACCCAUUCAUAUGACUGUGCCACUUUUUUUCUUUGGUUGUUUAGGGGUUUUUUUUGGAUUUUUAAGUUUUGUUUUUCCAAACUGAGGAUAAGCCGUUUUGGUAUGACAUUCUUUAAAAGUACUUUUCCUAAUAUUCCUUUAUUUUCAGACAAAAACUGUGCCGUAAGUAUGUGAAUUUUGAUCUUUGUUGUUUUUUCUUGGCAAGAUGAUGGUUUAA
Messenger RNA from Pelmatolapia mariae (spotted tilapia), 3461 nucleotides. RefSeq names its product collagen alpha-1(VIII) chain-like. The record is from RefSeq and is a predicted model, not a curated record. The coding region runs from base 122 to 2329 and encodes 735 amino acids. The transcript has 3 exons. Gene Ontology annotation, molecular function: extracellular matrix structural constituent conferring tensile strength; protein binding. Gene Ontology annotation, biological process: extracellular matrix organization. Lineage: Eukaryota; Metazoa; Chordata; Actinopteri; Cichliformes; Cichlidae.